This is a messenger RNA of Elaeis guineensis (African oil palm), 1386 nucleotides long. RefSeq names its product protein COP1 SUPPRESSOR 2. The record is from RefSeq and is a predicted model, not a curated record. Gene Ontology annotation, cellular component: spliceosomal complex. Gene Ontology annotation, biological process: mRNA splicing, via spliceosome. Lineage: Eukaryota; Viridiplantae; Streptophyta; Magnoliopsida; Arecales; Arecaceae.
AUGGGAGACACGGAACGCAAUCCGGAAUCGGGUGAGGAGGAAGUGGACCAACCAAUGGGAGACACGGAACACUAUGAGACUGCCCGCCUUGCUAAUUUGGAACCAUCGCACCGCCUGUCCAGAAGGCUCGACCGGCAAGCGGGGUCCAACCUUGAAAGAGGAUUAGUAACGUUGUUUGACUUGACCGAGGAGCAGCACAACAAUAAUCGGUGGGCAUCCGUUGCGUUGCUUUUUGCUGGUGUCCGAUUCUGGAAUCACCGGCGAAAUCCAUCCUCCAUAUUGGAAGCUCCUUGGGGUUUCUGUUCGUGCAGAGUCAAAGGAAGAGAAGGACAGAAGGAGGAUGCCCUCAAAAAUUUCCGGAAGCGGAGCCUCGAGCAAGACCCUGACUCCGAAGACGAGGAGGAGCGCAGGUUGGCGUUGGAGGAGGUGAAGUUCCUUCAGAAGCAGCGGGAACGGAAGCCGGGGAUCCCCGCCCUCCCCAUCGCCGAAUCCGUCCCUCGCCGCCCCGGCGAGAAGGCUGACGCCGAUGGCGAGAAGGAGGACCUCGUCCUCCAGGACACCUUCGCCCAGGAGACCGCCGUCACCGUCGAGGACCCCAACAUGUUGAAGUAUGUAGAGCAGGAGUUGGCCAAGAGGAGAGGCAAGAAGAUCGAUGCUGGUGACAAGGAAGAGAAGGAUCCCAUGGAUGAACUCUAUAUUGUGCCCGAGCAUCUCAAGGUGAAAAAGAGGAACUCAGAAGAGAGUUCUACUCAAUGGACCACUGGCAUUGCUGAGGUUCAGCUUCCCAUCGAAUAUAAGUUACGAAAUAUCGAAGAAACAGAGGCUGCUAAAAAGCUCUUGCAAGAGAAGCGACUUGCGGGUAAAGCUAAAUCAGAGUUGAAUAUUCCCUCAAGUUACAGUGCUGACUAUUUUCAACGUGGUCGAGAUUAUGCUGAAAAACUUCGAAGAGAGCAUCCAGAAUUGUACAAAGACCGAGGAGCACAAACUAGUGAAGUGGCAACCAAAUCGACUGAAACUAAUAAUCCAGAUGUUCCAGGGAGGAGGCAAGCUGCCACAGAUGAGUUCAUGCUCGAGCGUUUUCGCAAGAGAGAAAGAAAUCGUGUCAUGCGCAGAUAGUAGUAGAUGUAAGUCCGCAACAUUAUCUCAGUCAACAAGAAAGGCCAGGAGUGGCUUUUAUUUUAAGUAUUGUCUCUGUAUCAUUGUUUUGGUUCUAAGAAUUUGAUUUCCACUAAUUCAAAAAUGCAAAUUUCUUGUGAAGUUAAUGAACAUUUUUAAUUGAUAUUUGCAUUUUAUGGGAUUAGUUUGUUCUAAUUGUUGUUUUUCUUCUUCUAAGUAUGGUAAACUCUGGGCAAUAUGAAUAGUCAUGUCAAAGAGACUUAUUUUUCA